AUUAAUGUAUUUAUCACUCUCAUAAUAAUUGGGAAGGAGUAAAAAACUGCAACGCAAGAUCAAACCCCAUACAUGGACUGACCGUUAGCCACACUUUCACCUAAUCCUCUCCCAUUUGAUUUUUCUUUAGGUAUUGGCUAUCUUCUUUCUUCUCUUCCCUCGUAUCGAUCUUCAUCAAGAAAAUGAGCUGGUGGUGGGCUGGAGCUAUUGGCGCUGCCAAGAAGAAAUUCGAGGAAGAUGAGCAACCGAGAGGCUUCCAGAGUGUGGGGCUGGUGAUUGGUGUGACUGGAAUCGUGGGCAACAGCCUAGCUGAAAUUCUCCCUCUCUCCGACACCCCAGGUGGGCCAUGGAAGGUCUACGGCGUGGCGCGCCGGCCGCGUCCCGACUGGAACGCCGACCACCCGAUUGAGUACAUCCAGUGCGACGUCUCGGAUCUGGAGGACACCCAGGCCAAGCUCUCUCCAUUGACCGAUGUCACCCACAUCUUCUACGUCACUUGGGUCAGCCGAUCGACAGAGGCCGAGAACUGCGAGGCCAACGGCGCCAUGUUUCGCAACGUGCUCCGUGCAGUGAUUCCGAACGCGCCGAAUCUCCGCCACGUUUGCCUCCAGACCGGGACCAAGCAGUACAUCGGACCCUUCGAGGCCUUCGGUAAGAUUCAACCCCACGAUCCUCCUUUCACGGAGGACCUGCCCCGAUUGGAGGUGUCGAAUUUCUAUUACACACUCGAAGAUGUUCUGUUCGAGGAGGCCGACAAAAAAGAGGGCUUGACUUGGUCCAUUCACAGACCAAACGUCAUAUUCGGGUUCUCGCCGUAUAGCUUGAUGAACCUCAUCGGCACCCUUUGCGUGUACGCCGCUAUAUGCAAGCACGAGCGGCUCCCCUUGAAAUUCCCCGGCACCAAAGCGGCAUGGGACUGUUACUCGGUGGCUUCGGAUGCGGAUCUUAUCGCCGAGCAGCAUAUAUGGGCGGCCGUGGAUCCGUAUGCUAGGAACGAAGCAUUUAACUGCAACAACGGGGACGUGUUCCGGUGGAAACACUUCUGGAAAGUGUUGGCCGAGCAAUUUGGGAUUGAGGAUUGUGGAUUUGAAGAGGGUGAGAAACUGAGCCUAGUGGAGAUGAUGAAGGGCAAGGAUGCUGUUUGGGAGGAGAUUGUAAGGGAGAAUCAACUGCAGCCUACGAAGUUGGAAGAAGUUGGGGUGUGGUGGUUUGUAGACCUGAUUCUGGGAGGGGAAUCUCUAAUCGAUAGCAUGAACAAGAGCAAAGAGCAUGGAUUCUUGGGGUUCAGGAACUCCAAGAAUUCCUUCAUUUCCUGGAUAGAUAAGAUGAAAAGCUACAAGAUUGUACCUUGAGAAAGUGAAGUGAACAGGCCAACGUUUCUGGGGUUCUGUCUUUCAUGUUUGUGAAUUGAAUGUUCUGCUGGUGAUGUUCUUUAAUAAUAAAAGCAUGAACGAAAACAGUAUUGUAUUGCAUUUUAUGGAUCAAGAUUAAUCAAUGAACUCCUGUGUUGUUCUGCAUUUUCUUGUAA
Juglans regia (Persian walnut) is the source of this 1528-nucleotide messenger RNA. RefSeq names its product 3-oxo-Delta(4,5)-steroid 5-beta-reductase-like. The record is from RefSeq and is a predicted model, not a curated record. Bases 183 to 1352 code for a protein of 389 amino acids. NCBI's taxonomy places the organism in Eukaryota, Viridiplantae, Streptophyta, Magnoliopsida, Fagales, Juglandaceae. The transcript is spliced from 2 exons.